This is a messenger RNA of Drosophila subpulchrella, 763 nucleotides long. Its product is annotated as MICOS complex subunit MIC13 homolog QIL1. Gene Ontology annotation, cellular component: mitochondrial crista junction; MICOS complex. Gene Ontology annotation, biological process: cristae formation. The transcript has 2 exons. Lineage: Eukaryota; Metazoa; Arthropoda; Insecta; Diptera; Drosophilidae. The coding region runs from base 132 to 644 and encodes 170 amino acids. The record is from RefSeq and is a predicted model, not a curated record.
GUUUCUGUCUUCAUCUCAGAAGGUCUGGAACCUAUUUUUAGUAAGGCAAAUUACAAAAAGCAGAAACGCGUUAGAUUUUUUUGAAGAAUCGUAAUUAUUCUGAAAAGUUCUAUUCCCGAACUAAGGCGAAAAUGAUCACCACACUGAUGGCACGAACGGCGGUGGUCUCCAUAACGGUCUACAUGACGAACCGCAUGGGAGUUUGGGGCAAGACGGAGGAGACGGACCGCCUGUUGUAUCAGAUAACCACGGGUCUUCAUCCAUUUUUCGGACUUUUGCGUCGUUUUCUACACAUUGAGCCGACUGAUCUGAGUGUGGGCGAACUGGCCCGGGAAUACUACAACCAGGGUGUCAAGGAGACCUUCCAUAUAAUCCGAAACCUACCGAACUACUCGGAAGAUCUGGCCGAUGGGGCCAAGAUCGCCUGUCUCGACUUGGUCGAAAAGGCCAAGGAGUUGCGCCAACAAGAUGUAAGAUGGUGGAAUAUUACCAUGGAUAAUGCUAAGCUGGAGGAUCCAGUUAAACCUACACAUCCUGCUGCCGGAGAUGGACCGUCCCACGAAGUAAUCCUUAUCGAGAGGCCGGGGGAUAUAGAUGGCUUUGCUGGGGAUGGCGAAGUUGCCCUCAAACCAAGGACAAAGUGAGGAAUUUAAUAGCACAAAACAAAGACUAACUUCAUCAUGACUUGUCAUCUGCUAAAUCUUAUUGUUAAAUUUUUGGGUACAGUACUACUAUUUAAAUCAGCUCUUGAAUGUAACUCAUC